Molecule: messenger RNA, 3109 nt
Organism: Eriocheir sinensis (Chinese mitten crab)
Lineage: Eukaryota; Metazoa; Arthropoda; Malacostraca; Decapoda; Varunidae
Product: E3 ubiquitin-protein ligase rnf168-like
Exons: 12
Coding region: 206-1717 (503 amino acids)
Biological process (GO): double-strand break repair
Cellular component (GO): site of double-strand break; nucleus
Molecular function (GO): metal ion binding; ubiquitin-protein transferase activity; nucleosome binding
Source: RefSeq, a predicted model, not a curated record
GAGCUGUGAUAAGGUGGAGGAGGUGCAGGCAUGAACGCAGCGGCCGCCUAACACAACAAGACGAGACAGGAAGUGACGGGCGGCCUUCUGCUGUGAUAACCGUGGCCUUGACGUACUUUAAAUAGCCAGUAAUGGACCUGCUCCUGCACAGGUUUAGCCCAGAAGUCAAGUCCUUUCCUGUCAGGUGAGGGUCAUCCUGCACCUCAUGGCUGGGGCCAAGGCAGGCAAGGCAGACCCAGCGGCGGCCCCAUCGCUGGAAGACGUCACCUGCCCCAUCUGCUUGUCUCUGCUGCUGGAGCCCGUCACCCUCCCCUGCCACCAUUCCCUCUGUCUCCAGUGCUUCCAGGAGCAUGUGUCCAUCACCUCCCUUGCCUGCCCCAUGUGUCGCACCAGGAUCAGUGUGUGGGUAAGGAAGAACACGAAGACCAAGACACUGGUGGACGCCAAGCUCUGGAGGGCCAUCAAGAACCACUUCCCUGCCCAACUCGAGGCUCGGCUUGCUGGCCUGGAGGAUGACUCAGGCAUCUUCUCCAACCUCCCCCAGCAGCGCGUCAGCCAGCCGGGGGAGAUCCGGCAGGAGUACGAGACCCUCAUAGAGCAGGAGACUCAGGAGGCCAGGCAGAGGAAGACCAAGGAGGAGGUUGCUUCCAUAAAGUUAAUUCAGGAACUCCAGGAGGAAGAGAGGAAGCGCCGGGAGGAGGAGGAGCAGCAGCAGGAACACCUGGCGCUGGAGGACUUCCUGUUGGCGAUCGAGCUCAAGAAGAGAGAUGUGGCCCAAAUGGAGACACGGCAGAAGGAGCUGGAUGAGAUUUGUCUACAGGAUGAGGACCUGGCAAGGCAGCUAGAGAGAGCUGAGAGCAGGUCACCGCAGGUUGUGUCCAAGAGUAAGGGAGCUGGAGCAUCCAAAACACCCACAGCCUCUCAGAAGGGGCCCAUGGAUCUGUUCCUAGGUCAGAAGGGUGUGAGCCGUGGACACCGCUCCCAGGCCUCGGCCAGCGUUCUCGGCUCAUCAGACACCAACACCAUCCUGCCCGGGGAACCCUCAUCUUCGCCUCACCUCAGAGAAGCCACCUUGAAGCGUUUCCCCAGCAAUGGAUCUGAGUCAGAGAGUGACGAGGCAUCCUCCCGCCGCCAGGUCGCAGGAGGCAAGGAGAACAUCAUAGGGCAGUGCCACUCAAGUCCAUCACAUUCAGGAGAGAGCUCCAAGGGCAGGCAGGCUUGCUGUGACCCACAGUUCAGCCCAGACAUUGACAGCUUCUGUGUUACUACCAUUCGUAGCCCCACCAGGAACAAAGGGAGCCAGGGAUCCUCUAGAGCACUUACAGAUGGAGACAGUGCAAGCGAGAAUGAGGAAGAAGAGCCAGUGCAGAGGAGUGAAAUAAGCAACAACAACCCACCUGAAGAGGACCUUUCCUUCCUGUUGAAGUGGGAGAGUGACAAGGACUCCUUGGCAGCUCUGUUGGCAGAGCAGAAGCGUGCCGAGGCCCAGCUACAGCAGGAGCUGCAGGACCGCCUCCUGGCUGAAGCAUUGCAGGAGGAACUCAACACAGCAAAGAUGGUGUUACGCACCAAGGGUUCAGAAGACGAGUAUGCCUUGAGACGGAGAAAGAGGCCUUCCAGCCCUCUGCAGCAGCAGGCAGGACCCAGUAGCAGAAACAGCUCCAAGAGGCAGGCCACUCUGUCCGAGGUGCUGGGCAAACGUUCAAGUUCUGUGUGACCAUCUUUAAUCUACCUCCUCCUCUUACUCUAACACAUCUAUCUGACAUGUUCACAGUUUAUGAAGAGCACCACAUUCAUUGCAAACUCGCUUGUCAUUCAGGAAAAUGGCACAGUAUAGUGACUCCUUUGUAACUUGGUUUUGAAAUCUCUAAACAUGUAUUGACUUGAUUAUGGCAGUAUUGAGAUGUAAUGAGAAGGAUAUAUCAUUACAUUGAUUAUAUUAAUUGCAGUAAUGAUUAAGCGUACAACAAAAUACAUCAAUUGAUCUUAAUUUUGUACAGUUCAUGCAUCUUAUGUUUACAAAUGAGUCCCACACCCAGUCAGCAUUUCCCAUACCAUCUACUUUAUUCCUUUAAUACUAAGGGCAUGUGUCAUGCCCUGGGAUUUUCUUUUCCUAUUCCCUCUAUUUUCCAACACGUCCUCUGCGUGUAUCGAAACACAUGAGAAAUUAAUCAAGACCAUGAGAGGGUAUUCGCCGGCUGCCUGGGCUGGGAUUGAACCCGCGACCAGCGUGACGGGAGAGCCACUCCUUACCGAGUCGGCCAAAGAGGUACCCCACUGGCUUAAGUGGGUUAUGGGAGGCUCGUUCAUCAGGCAUAGUCGCCGCACUACACAUGGAGACACCACAAGACUGCUCACCAGGUGUCUUACACACUUCUUUGUUGUAUGGGGAAAUGACUGAUUCAUCUCGAAGCAGAGAUGUGUUGUCAGGUAAAGUGUUACUGAAGACUGUGAAGGCUUUAGAGGAAGGAUGUCAUUGGUGCUUGUGCUUCAUGCUGUUCAUGCGAUUUCAUCACUCUUGAUCCAGUCAUGGGAGAGUUUCCUUGUUUACUCUUAACAGUGCAGCCGGGUACUGCAGAAGUAAAAGAGUUCCUGUAUUUUCUAUCAUAUUUGCUUGACUAUUUGGAAAUAAAAGGUACAUGAUUGUUACACUUAGCACAUAUUUGACUCGACUGAUGAUGUUUAGUUGGCUAGGCGCAGCACCACUCCUAACCAACAACUCUCAUAGUAAUUAUAUAACGCUUGGUGUUUAUCAUGUAUUUAUUUUUUCUUCAUUUAUAAUGUGUAUUUUUUUCAUUAUCCCACUGUGAGUAUGAUUGUAUUCUUUAUUAAUAAUCUAAAACAUAGAUAUUUUUGUACAAAUUAAAGUAAGAAAAUAAGUUAUAAAAAAGUAAGUUAUGUAUUUUUUUUGUGUGUAAGAAAUGUAAAAAAUGUAAAUGGUUGCUUUUUAAAACUGAAGUAAGAGUUUUCUUUCUUUUAUCAUGAUGGAAAGUCUUGAAUGUUUGGUAAAAAGUGGCACCUGGCUACAAGGAUGUUCACCCACCAUAGUUAUGUUUUCACAUUAUUUUGUUAUUGAUCUGAAAAAGAAACAAGAGUUUAUAUGCACAAG